Molecule: messenger RNA, 1398 nt
Organism: Botrytis porri
Lineage: Eukaryota; Fungi; Ascomycota; Leotiomycetes; Helotiales; Sclerotiniaceae
Exons: 3
Coding region: 1-1398 (465 amino acids)
Source: RefSeq, a predicted model, not a curated record
AUGAGUUAUCUUAUGAUUUUUGACCCAAAAGGUCCCAAGCAAGCAUCAGUUGAUGAUUUUGGUAACCCAAUCUACCAAAUUUGGAAGAUUCAUGAUAAAUGGAAUAGAGAAGAUGGAUCACUUCCAGUCUCUCCCUCCCGAUCCAACCAUUCGAACUUGUCCGAUCCUAUGGAUAUCGACACGGAAAAUCAACCGGCAGAACAAUUGAGGGAAUCUCGGUACUAUCUUUACUAUUCUGAAUUCGACGAUGCAUUUAAAGAGAUGAUCAACAAUUUCGACCAGGUAGCAUUCGAAGCUAUAAUCAAUUCCAUACUGGAAAAAUUUGGAGAAGAACUUGAAGCCAUGACAAAACAAGCUAUAGCCGAAUUAAGACCAGGUAGGAAUUUACCAAUGGUUGAUACCAACGGUGGAGAGUAUGCCGACAACCCUAGAAUGAUACUUGAUGCUUAUUCCAAACGACUUAUUGAAGCACAUUCAAAAGGUUUAAGAGAAUUGGUAGAUGCUGCUUUGGAUCUAAAAGGUUUACCUUGUGAUAAAUGGGUAGAUGGUAAUAUUGAGGUAAUGAAACUCGAACUACUUUUCAUGUCGGCAUGUAUUCAUCCUGAUGUGUUGAAACAUCUUGUACAAGGAGAUUUACCAAAAGCUUACUCGGAUCCCUUGAUGACAUCCAUGAGAGCACAUAUGAUAUCUAUGAUGGAAGGCAAUAAGAGGGAAAAGAGGAUUUUUAUUCAUAUUCAUUACUUGGUCAACGCAGUUGGAGUAUCCCCUUCACCCUCACAAUUGGAACAUGUUUUAAACAUAGCUAACAUAUAUAUUAGGGGAUUUGGUAAACCUAAUGAUCAUGCAUCAUAUCAAAUUUCCAAAAAGAUUGAUGAAGUUAUUGGUAAUCACAAGGCUGAACCAGAUGGAAAGAGAAGAUAUGUCAAGGGUGAUACUCAAUAUAAAGUUAUGAAUGAGUGGGCUUCACUUGUUCGUGGAAGAAUUGAGUUUGAUAAACUCAAAAAUCGAUGGGAUAAACCAUUAACUCGUUUAAUUUCCGAAGUCGGAUUUGCAUCAAGUCUUCAACCUUUAGAUCAACAUAGAAAGCAUGUUAGUUCUAAUUAUAUUAUGAAUUUGAUUGAAGCUAUCUUUGCAACGGAAGGUGGUAUUUACAAGAAUCAUCAAUAUAUUAUUUUUGAUUGUAUUGAACCAAGCCAUGGAACAUUUGGAGAAAUUUUAUGUUCAAGACAUGCUCAAGCUUAUUCAACACAUGGUGGAGGAUUUUCUCAUUUCGUUGCUGGUGUAAGUGUUGCGAAUUCUUAUAAGCAUGAAGAGCAAAAUUGGUCUUUAGCUAAAGAAGAUUUAUUGAAAUCAAGUUGGUUUAAACCAAGUAUUCGAAAGGAGACGAUGAAAUUAUGA